This is a messenger RNA of Theileria parva strain Muguga, 1306 nucleotides long. Its product is annotated as U3 small nucleolar RNA-associated protein 6 family protein. Gene Ontology annotation, molecular function: snoRNA binding. The transcript has a single exon. Bases 91 to 1233 code for a protein of 380 amino acids. Gene Ontology annotation, cellular component: Pwp2p-containing subcomplex of 90S preribosome; small-subunit processome. Gene Ontology annotation, biological process: maturation of SSU-rRNA from tricistronic rRNA transcript (SSU-rRNA, 5.8S rRNA, LSU-rRNA). Lineage: Eukaryota; Apicomplexa; Aconoidasida; Piroplasmida; Theileriidae. The record is from RefSeq and is a predicted model, not a curated record.
CUUUAUUAUAUAAAAUUUAUUUAAUUAAUAAAAUUUUUUUAAUUAAUGAAAUAUUUUUAUUACAUUUUAAUAGUAUAAUUUCGUGUUUUAAUGGCCGAUAGAGUUCAGAAGGAGUUGGAGGAUUCUGUCCCGGACCUUCAUGAAUUAUUAGCCCAAAAAUUACUCACUUUCCGUGAAAUUAAAAGUGUAAUUUCCCGUAGACGCCAGUUUGAAUUUGACAUUCUCAGCCCUGACCCCAAUCUCUCCCUCAUCUCCUACAAAAAUUAUCUCAAAUAUGAACUUGAACUUCAUAAAUUUCUACUCUCCAGAUUUCAUCAAUUCAAACUAAACCACAACCCUAACACUUGUGGUAACUCUACCAAUGGACAUACCACCCACAAUAAUAAUACUAUUACCCCCGGAAAUAUUCCUAAUACCCCUGGAAACACUAAUACCCGUGGAAACACUCGAAAUAGCACCGAGAAUACCCCUGGAAAUACUAAUACCCUUGGAAACACCCGUCGAAACACUGGUGUAAACACUAUGAGAAGGGGUAUGAGUUUAAAGUUGAUGUUAAAACUGCAUAGUGAGCGUCAUAUAAAUGGGAUAUUCCGUCGUGGUAUAAACCGUUUCAUGGGUAACACUGAGUUGUAUAAAUUAUACCUAAGCUAUUGUAAGAAGAUGAAGUCGUAUAAGUUAUUUGAAAGGGUAAUUGUGAACGGCAUUAGCAAGAACCCAAACGAGGAAAGUUUAUGGCUAAUUUUUGCCUCUUACGUGCUGAAGACCAAGGGGAUCAGAGCCUCAAAGAACAUUAUCCAGAAGUCACUCAGAAUCCUUCCAAACAACCUAAAGCUACUCUCCUUCCUCAUGAAUCUACAACUUAAAAUUUUAAUCAACCACAUCAACUCUGGUGAUUCAGUCAACGGUAGCACAGUUGAGGGUGACUCAGUCAACAGGGGGAUAGUUGACAGGGGUACAGUUGAGAAUGACACAGUCAACAAUGACACAGUUGAGGGAGACUUAGUUGACAGGGGUACAGGAGAAUUGAGUAAAUCUGAGUGUUUGGAGGAGCUGGAGAAGUGUUGGAUAAUAUUUAAGUAUGGACGGAGUAACUUGAGUGAAUCAGAUUUAAAAGUGUUUAAAGAGGAAAUUACUUCAGUUAUUCGGAGAAUUCACACUCAAAACCCUCAAUUGAAAAGUUCUAUAAACAAAUUAUUACACAAUAUUACUACUACAGAGGGUAAAGAGUACUAGGAGUUGUACGGUUGACUAUUUCCAAUUUUGUUUGUAAAGUUGAGUGGUGUCGAUAAUCUUUUUUCUUUUAUUU